Messenger RNA from Paramecium tetraurelia, 1320 nucleotides. RefSeq lists its product as uncharacterized. The transcript is spliced from 5 exons. The record is from RefSeq and is a predicted model, not a curated record. Lineage: Eukaryota; Ciliophora; Oligohymenophorea; Peniculida; Parameciidae.
AUGUUCAAACUCAUUUGCUUGUUUGUUUUUACAUUAGCAGGAUGUAAUUGCAAAUGCAAUUAAAAUGAAUAUGAUCCAGCUAUCUGUAUUUUAUAGAUAACUGAUUCAAAAUGCUUGUAUGAUGAAUUUCUGAAUCAGUGCAUAGAAACUAGUAAUUAAAAUUUAGGUUGUUCUCAUUAUUUGAAUCGUAAUGCUUGUAUAAAUUAAUUAACGAUUAGUGGAAAUGUUGAGAAGAGAUGCAUAUUUUAAAAUAGAUGUAUAGAUGUUAACAUAUACCAUCUGAAAAAUUUAGGUUGCAGCGAUUCAUUUUCAAAAUAUGCUUGCAUUAAUGUAGUUAAUAAAGAUUGUUUUUGGAAUGGUUCUUAAUGUGAAGAUUCUUAAAAGAUUAUAUUUUCAGAUAAUUCGAAAGAAGAAAUAUAUCCAUACUCUGUUACUCCAUAACUAUGUGCUAAAUAUCAUAAAUAUCCUUGUAUCAAUACAGGACCACAAGGAGAUUAUAAAUGUGUUAUAAUUAAUUAGAUAUAAUUUAAAGAAUUAAAAUGUUCGACCUUGGGUUUAAAUGAAAUAGGAUGUGUUUCAAUUUUGACACGGAAUGAAAUGUGCCUCUUUGAAAAUAAUUAAUGUAAAACCAUAAAUCCUUCACAGAUGAUAGAAUGCUCUUAAAAAAUAAACAAAUUAGCUUGUUUAUCUAUUACAACACCUAAUUUAUUAUGUCAAUGGUAACAAAAUGAAUGCCGUGUUUAUAAAUUUGAUCAAUAAGUUACAUGUCUAGAUAUUGUUGAUGUUAACAUAAAUGUAUGUGCUAAUUAAGAAGGUUUAUGUAUGUUUGAUUAAUUAAAUUACAAAUGUACAUAGUUAAAUUAAAAAUAAUUGGAAUAUUUAAAUUGCGAUACUCCUGGAAUAACAAAAUUUGCUUGUUUAUCCAUCUAAAAUUAAUAUUGUACUUUCAAUUAAGGGUUUUGUCAAACAUUAUCUGAAAAUGAUUUAAGUAAUUAUUAAUGUUAAAUGCAAUUAAAUUAAGCAGCUUGUAUUAAUAUUAAGACAAAAGGUUAAUUAUGUUUAUGGAAUGGAUAAGGUUGUUAAAAUGUAGAAAUUACUUAAGAUUAAGAUUGCAAUAAUUUUGAUCGAUUUUUAGUUAAUGGAAAUGUUUGUUAAGCAAUCAAAAAGCCAUAUGCAAUGUGUAAAUAUGAUGAAAUAACUAAAAUUUGUGUUAAAAGUUCAACAAAUGAUUAUUGUACUACUCCAUAUUUAAAUUUAUAUGGAUGUGUCAGUAUUUCAAGAGAGAAUUAGACUUGUAAAUGGAUAGAUUCAAGCUGUUGA